Hibiscus syriacus is the source of this 2436-nucleotide messenger RNA. RefSeq lists its product as uncharacterized. Gene Ontology annotation, molecular function: nucleic acid binding; RNA-DNA hybrid ribonuclease activity. Bases 1 to 2436 code for a protein of 811 amino acids. Lineage: Eukaryota; Viridiplantae; Streptophyta; Magnoliopsida; Malvales; Malvaceae. The record is from RefSeq and is a predicted model, not a curated record. The transcript has 6 exons.
AUGGUGUUGCAUCUUGAUAGAGUGGGUUCGGAUCAUUGUCCUCUACUCCUUAAAGCACAGAACACAAUGAGAGUUAAGGGGAAUCGACCUUUCCGUUUUAUUGCUGCAUGGCAAGACCAUCAUCAAUUUAAGAAUUUUCUGUCGGAGGUUUGGAAUAAUGAAUUGGAUGUUUUAAACAACAUUAAUUCUUUUCAAAUCAAAGCUAUUGAUUGGAACUUGAAGGUUUUUGGCCACGUAGGGAGGAAAAAAAGAGAGUUGUUGGCCCGUUUACGAGGUAUUGAAAGAGUGCUUACUUCUCGCUAUUCUCGAAGGUUGGUAGAUCUACAGUACAUGCUGAAAAAUGAACUUGAAGAUGUACUACAACAAGAGGAGAGAGGUGAUUUUGAUAAUCAACUCAAUCGAACUCUCUUGGUGCUUAUCCCAAAAAUUAAAUCUCCAGAGUCGUUUAGUCACUUUCGACCUAUUAGUUUGUGCUCAGUCCUUUAUAAGCUAAUCAUAAAGAUCAUUGUGAAUCGGCGAAAUCCUUUACUGAGUCAUUGGAUCUCGGAAACUCAAACAAGUUUUGUUCAUGACAGAUCGAUAACGGAUAAUAUUAUUAUUGCGCAAGAGGUAGUCCACUCCAUGAGAUUGAAGAAAGGCAAGAUUGGUUAUAUGGCUAUCAAAAUUGAUCUUGAAAAAGAAUAUGACCGUCUUGAAUGGACUUUCAUUGAUGAUACGUUAAAAGAGCUUCGUAUUCCGGACAAGCUUAGGAUGCUUAUCAUGCGCUGUGUAUCUUCAGUUUCAACCCAGGUACUUUGGAACGGUGUUAUGUCUGCAUCUUUUAAUCCAUCACGUGGGUUUCAUCAAGGUGAUCCUUUAUCACCUUACUUGUUUGUAAUGUGCAUGGAGCGGUUAGGGCAUACAAUAACAGGAGCGGUAAACAAUGGUAGGUGGAAACCUAUUCGCUUGUGUCGUAACGUGCAUGCUCUCUCCCAUCUUUUCUUUGCUGAUGACUUGGUACUUCUUGCUGAGGCUUCUAUCGAGCAAUGUAAUGUUAUACGGGGUAUUUUGGAGCUAUUUUACAAUUCCUCAGGUCAAAAAAUAAAUAUGCAGAAAACUACUAUUUAUUACUUAAAGAAUGUGGAUUUGGAUUUGAAGAAUUCCAUUAGUGCUUCUUUUGGCUUUCAAGAAGUUCGAAAUUUGAGUAAGUAUUUGGGAGUCCCUCUGUUACAUUCUCGGAUUACGAAAGCUUCGUAUAGUUAUAUUGUUUCAAGAGUCCGUGACAAGCUCACGGAGUGGAAGGAAAAAUCGUUAUCCUUGGCUAGGAGAAUUACCUUGGCGAAAGCAGAACUUUCGGUGAUUCAUUCUUAUUCAAUACAAUCAAUGAUGCUUCCCAAAGGGAAUGAAGCUUUUCUCAUGAAACUAGCUUAUAAAUUGGUGGUUAAUUCCGAUCAAUUGUGGGCUAGAGUGCUACGUUCUAAAUAUAAAUGGGUGGAAUUGAUCCCCGAAUCCAUUAAUCGCAUGAGAAGCUCGCAUGUUUGGAAGGGUAUUUCUCAAGUAUGGAAUGAUGUACGACAAAGCUUUGUUUGGAAUAUUGGUAAUGGUUGUAAUGUAGAUUUUUGGAGGGAGGAUUGGCUUUGCGAAUUGGGACCUUUGGUGAGCUUUAUUGUUAAUAUAGCAGGGCGUGAUAACCUUCUAAGGCAGUCGGUGUCUUCUAUGGUGGAUCAUAAUGGUCAAUGGCGUUGGGAAUUCAUCGUUGAUAAACUGUCGAUCACCAUUAUUCAACACCUGGCAGCAACAAUGCCCCCACGACAAAGCUGUGGAAUGGAUGUUCUUGGUUGGAAAUUGAGCGUUGAUCGGAAUUUCUCUGUUAAAUCAACUUAUGAGUUCCGGCGGGGAAUUUUAAAUGACGUUACGCAUAAAGUGUGGGAGAGCGAGUACGACGACAUAUGGACACAACUAGCAAUUGUGGAAUUUGUUGACAGACGGGAGAAUCAUGAGACCAUCUUUUUUGCCAAUAUGCUUGGCAACCGCCUCCUCACAAUUGGUGUAAGAUUAAUACCGAUGGGUCCCUUGACAUAUGAAGCGGAUUUGCAUCAUGUGGAGGUGUUCUUUGAUCUUCAAAUAGUGGUUGGAUGUGUUUCUCAUGCUUGGAAUCUAGGAGAGCGGCUAAUCAUGGUGGAGACGGAUAGUUUGGUGGCUAUUCGGAUGUUAAAGAAGAACACUAAGAGAGGAUCGAUUUUUACUCUUAUUGACUGCGUGAAUGAGUUGAUUAACAGAGAUUGGAACAUUGUUUUAAAGCACAUAAGCCGGAAUGCAAACAAGGUGGCGGAUAGACUGGCGAAGAUUGUCGCGACUAGAGGAGAAGCUCGUAUUGUUUUUUCUACCCCACCAUUGAAAGUCAUAGAUAUUGUCCAACGGGAAGCUGAAGAUUACACAUUGACAGCAGGAGGUUAA